GUGCCUCACCACCAAGCCCCUCACUUCACCUAGCCGCUGCCGCUCCUGGGAGCCAUACAGCGCCACAAAGUCCCUCAAGCUCGCCGGCGAAGGCGAACGCACCAUUACUGCCUACUUCAGGAACUCUGAGGCUGAUGAGAACCCCUGGGGCCCUGCAACCGCAAGCAUCCUGGUCGACCGCACCGUCCCCAGGAUGCCCGCCAAAGCCAUCAACCUAGCUGGCAGGUUCAGCGGCGGCAACAGCACUGGCAACCUCACCAUCACAUUCAUUGCGGCCGCGACCGACAAUCCCACCAAAAAAAUCAAGGGCUCUGGUGUGAAAGAUUACCUCCUGGUGUACAACUCCCAAGGGGACGUGCCAGCAGCCAAGUGCGCGGGUUCGUCUGCUACCACCAGUCUUCCCAUCACGUACUCGGCAGGCGGCAAGACCGGCACUGCGACGGUGGCAGUCCUUGCAGGGGACGUCAAAAAGUACAGGUUCAGGCUCUGUGCGCGCGACAACGUGGGGUUGGUCGCAUCCGGCCUGACCCUUGUUGUCAAGCCUCAGUAA
Monoraphidium neglectum is the source of this 550-nucleotide messenger RNA. RefSeq lists its product as hypothetical. The record is from RefSeq and is a predicted model, not a curated record. Lineage: Eukaryota; Viridiplantae; Chlorophyta; Chlorophyceae; Sphaeropleales; Selenastraceae. The annotation marks the transcript as partial. The transcript has a single exon.